This is a messenger RNA of Fomitopsis serialis, 465 nucleotides long. RefSeq lists its product as uncharacterized. Gene Ontology annotation, cellular component: membrane. The transcript has 2 exons. Bases 1 to 465 code for a protein of 154 amino acids. Gene Ontology annotation, molecular function: copper ion transmembrane transporter activity. Lineage: Eukaryota; Fungi; Basidiomycota; Agaricomycetes; Polyporales; Fomitopsidaceae. Gene Ontology annotation, biological process: copper ion transmembrane transport. The record is from RefSeq and is a predicted model, not a curated record.
AUGGACAUGCCAAUGACUUCCACCGCCUCUGCAUCCAUGGUGUCGUCCACCUCCGGCUCGAUGAACAUGGACGACAUGAUGAUGGUUCCCUACCUUCACUUCACCGGAGGUGAUAACCUCUUCUUCAAGACGUUGACCCCUUCCUCGCAUGGCGCGAUAGUUGGUGCCUGCAUUGUCCUUGUAGCCUUCGCUAUCUGCGAGCGUUGGUUUGCUUCUAGCCCUCGCUAUCGCAGCAAACAGGACAACAGCCCUGAGAGGUCCACCACCUCGACGCCUACGAAGAACGAGGACGCUUGCUGCGAUGUGGAGGAGGUCAACAUCGACAGUCUAUCGGUCAAGCACAGCAGGCACUCAUUCGCCUUCGCCGUGCCUCCCGCAACAUUGAGCCCUUCAUCCUAUCGCACGAUCUUCCCCGUGGCGCUCUCUACGCCCUCCAGGCGUUCCUGGCCUAUACGCUUAUGCUAG